Molecule: messenger RNA, 740 nt
Organism: Populus nigra (black poplar)
Lineage: Eukaryota; Viridiplantae; Streptophyta; Magnoliopsida; Malpighiales; Salicaceae
Exons: 2
Coding region: 175-624 (149 amino acids)
Source: RefSeq, a predicted model, not a curated record
GAGUCCGGUCCAAAAUCACAGCUACCCGUGCUAAAAGGACAGAGACACUCACUGGUCUCAAAUUUGAAAUCGUGUCCAAAGAUAUAUAGCUAGAAGAAACUCAGAUCCCAAACAGCGACAUCAGAGGAAGAAUGGAAGCUUAAGCACAGCCGUAACAAAAGUUAAAGCACGACGAUGGGUAUGCCUUUUCUACUGAGUCGACUCGUUCUCAUCAUCUUUGUUGCUCACUUUGCAGCUUCAAAAGCAGCAGCCACAAGACCUGGUUUUAUCUACACAAGAACCAGAGGAAGAUGCACUCCCCAGUUCUGGAGCAGCAGGAGAGAGUCAUGGCCAAGGAUGGUGCCGCAGAGAGCAACAGUAUCAAAGGUGUUUGGAUCAGGAGUAUUUGAGCGGUACGGAUUGGAUGUGACCUUGCUGGAAUCAACGACUAGGAACGACGAUGAGAACGCAUUUGCUGGGUUGUUGAAGCAGGCGAGUGCAGCCCUUCUGAACUCAUAUGCUAGAGAGGGGUUUCCAUACUCUGCUUGGGAAGUGAAGACUCUGCUGAUACAGGCAUUGGUCUCCAAGGAGGCUGCAGCCACUCAAGCCAAGCAGUUCUCUGUUGCCAACGAAGCUUGUAAUUAAUUAUAAACUACUAUACAUUUUUACUUGUUUUUGUGACCAAUCCUUCUAUGUGUUUCUCUGUUAUUGUUGUGUUGCAAUGUUGCCCAGAUGUAAAGAACUUGAAAUUUUAGCUUGGA